Molecule: messenger RNA, 1305 nt
Organism: Aspergillus melleus
Lineage: Eukaryota; Fungi; Ascomycota; Eurotiomycetes; Eurotiales; Aspergillaceae
Exons: 1
Coding region: 1-1305 (434 amino acids)
Source: RefSeq, a predicted model, not a curated record
AUGGCAGACCUUUCUGAAAACAAAAAGCCAACUAUCUCUGAGCUGUAUUGCAAAUGCGAACAGUCCUUCGAGAAAUUCACGAAUUCUCUGAAAUCUAAAGACUGUUUCAUAACCCGGUUCGGGUUCAUUAAACCGUCAAAAAUACUGGAUGCUCAGACAACGUUUUUGAACUGGAGAAGAGAGCACAAGGCCAACCUCCCUGUACAAUCUCCGGGCUCACUAGAGCACAGGCUUCGGUACGAUGUAAUGGAAGAAUACAGAGAAUUGAUCGAAGAAAACCUCGGGCGGCUCAAUUCAAGUCUUGAUACACUCGUACUCUUGGGCCAACGGAAGUACGAUCCUACUGCCGUUGAGUCGAACGCCUAUUUUGCUAGAAUUGCAAAGGACCUCAAAGAACUGGGCCAUCUGUCGCCCGACUUAUGCGAUCUGGAAGAAGUGAGUGACUCAGAAGACAGCCCCGGGGAUACUGAAUCCGAGAAUCCUGAAUCCGAGGAUACUACAUGGGAUGUUGGAACUGUGGUGAAAGUACGAGUGGCGGCAGGCGUAUCGAAAACCCAGGUUGGUCUUUUUGAUGGGUUUACCAAGCUGCUCUAUAACUAUACUGGUCACCAUGAAGAACAGAUAGCAAAGAAACAACGGGAUUGGGAACCCGAACUGGACAAGAUUUUGGAGAUGGUGCGUCAAUGGCGCGCCUUGGCCAACGUUGGCCAGAAUAUCAACUUGAAUGAAGAGGCUACGGCGAGCAACUCUAUGGAUGAUAUCAUGUGGUUUUGCGAACGACUUGCCUUAGCUAACGCGACAAGGAGAGAAGUUAUUCAGGACCCUAACGAUAUUUUACAUCGUCUGAAUAAGUCGCGUCAGAACUGCAUUUCAUUGGACAUGGACACAUCAUUGAUUGCUCCGUACAUCUGCACUUCCCAAAACUGCUCUACGCCUUGCGAUUUAUACGAAGGAACCCGUGAGUGGAGGCACCACGAAAUGAAUAAGCAUCGCUUCCGGUACAUUUGCUGUAAAUGCUCAGAGUUCACAACCGCUAAUUCGGUCAAGAUGUCCACACAUCUCCGGGAGCAGCAUGACUGUGAGUUCGGCGAGGAAAAUGACGCUUUGAAGCUGAGCUUCUAUCCUGGCACAAUAUAUGAGAACAAGAAAGAUACCUGUCUUAUCUGCCUUACGGAACAUUCAUUGGCGGAUCUGUAUGACCAUCUUGCAGGUCACAUGGAGGAUAUUGCUCGUCUGGUUCGUCCCAGUCCUGACGCCAACACGGAGGCCCUCGAAGCCCUUAGCCUCAAUGACAACAGCAAAUAA